AUGGAAAUGAUGGCUACCGCGCGAGAGAAAUACGGCUCCGCACUUCGACAAACCGGAAAGCUUAUCCGACCUCCGCACACUCCCAGCAUAGAUGUAACGAUGAGAUCCGUUGUCGCGCUCGCCAUGUUCGAGGUCGGUUACCUUCUGCCCGUGGCCUCUACACCACUUGUGGUCACCGUUGCUGUUAUGCCUGUUAGCUAA
Messenger RNA from Colletotrichum spaethianum, 201 nucleotides. RefSeq lists its product as uncharacterized. The transcript has a single exon. Bases 1 to 201 code for a protein of 66 amino acids. NCBI's taxonomy places the organism in Eukaryota, Fungi, Ascomycota, Sordariomycetes, Glomerellales, Glomerellaceae. The record is from RefSeq and is a predicted model, not a curated record.